Messenger RNA from Diachasma alloeum, 1335 nucleotides. RefSeq lists its product as uncharacterized. NCBI's taxonomy places the organism in Eukaryota, Metazoa, Arthropoda, Insecta, Hymenoptera, Braconidae. The record is from RefSeq and is a predicted model, not a curated record. The transcript has a single exon. The coding region runs from base 1 to 1335 and encodes 444 amino acids. Gene Ontology annotation, molecular function: nucleic acid binding; zinc ion binding.
AUGCCGCUGCAACACAGUCCAACUCGUCCAUCUCGCAACAAUCAGAGUGCUACUCCUUGUCCAGCAAUGGCCAGCAUCGAAGAUCUCAAGCACAAGCGCACAGGCUUCAAAACCCGCCUCACCAAAAACAAAAACUGGGUGGAGAAAGAGGGUGCAGAUGCCAGAGCCGAACAUCUCGAGGCCAAACUUGAAACCCUCAUCGAAAAAUUCAAGGAAUGGGAAAUCAGCAAUGAGGAACUCUGCGCCUUGGACAUGGAAAACGAAGAGGCCAACACUAGAGCCGCUGAUGAAAUCGAGGAAAAUUUCCACUAUUUGAAAGGUUUCAUAAAAUGUAUAAUUAAUACAAAAUUAUUACCAACUCAACGAGAGCAUCCACCGAUUCAAGCCAUUCACGGUCCUGCACCCCCUCGAAAAUCACAGUCAAUCAAGCUGCCAGAAAUUUCACUCCCCAAUUUUGAUGGCAGAUACGAAAAAUAUCGAGGAUUUAGGGAUCAAUUUAACGCACGCCUCGGAAACAAUCCAGAAACUGAAGAUGUCGUCAAGCUCCAAUAUCUCCAGACCUGCUUAACUGGACCAGCCACUGAGACCAUCGCCAACCUCGAUCUCCAAGCCUCCAACUACAGAAUUGCGUGGACUCUACUAGAUGAAAAAUUCGACAGACCCAGGCAAGCUCUCCCACGUCAUUGGCAAACCCUUUUGGACCUCUGCAAACAGCCCAGAAAAUCAGAAAUCGAAAUUGUCAACAUCAUGCGUCAACAAGUACAAUGUCUCAGUGGCUAUGGUAAUGCACAAACUCUCCUGAAUGCUGUAUUCACCACUCUUAUCAUCAAUGCACUGGAUACCGAAGUCAUCUUUCAAUGGGAAACUACAGUAGAAGGUAAUGACAUGCCUGAUUACAAUCAACUUCUCAAAUUCAUUGAAAAACGUGGUAUCUGUGCUGAAAUCACUGGACGUGAAACAAUUAAACAGAAGCCAUCACAGGCUCCAAGCAAAGGCUCCACUCAAAAAUCAUCUACUGGAGGUCAGAAGACCACCAAUCACUCCAGUACGUCCAGCGUUCCCAGAGCACAGACCUUCAUGACCACCAACACCAGAAAGUGUCCAGUAUGUGCAGAAAUUGGACACAGGAUCUAUGAAUGCCCCAAGUUUGAGGCAAUGAACGUUUCCCAACGAGAUAAAUUCAUUCGAAAUGAAAAUCGUUGCCUGAAUUGUCUCGCAAAGGGUCAUGGCUACAACGAGUGUUCCUCUAAAACCCGUUGCAAGAUCUGCAAGGAAAAACAUCACUCCAAAAUCCACAUCGACAGAGGUGGACCGUCAGCAAAACCUGAAGCAUGA